AUGUCCCUUGCACAGAAGCAGAGGGCUGAUCCUUCUAUUGAUGUUGAUUUCGAUGCGGGCCAAUCACAAACUAGGACUGAUUAUACAACGCCUUCGCCGAGCAGUUCUGAUCGCGAUGCUGUGUCGACUCCGGUUGAUACGGGGACGUUGGUUGUUGAGGAUGAGGGAACUAGCUAUAUUGACAGCGCAAACUGGCGCGCGAUCCUGGAAGAGAUCAAUGGUAUGAAAGAAGAUCUACACCAGACCGAAGAAAGAUCCGACGAUGGUGUCGAUACUGAUCCAUACGAUGAUUCAUCUCCGGUUCUCCUUCUUGGGACGAGUCGUCCGGUGAACAAAGAAGAGGUGCUUGUGGAUAUUCCACCACGCUCAAUAGCCGAUCGACUAGUCUCUCGCUUCCUUAAGACGUCUGAACCGUCACGAGUUGCCAUUCAUGCCCCUACGUUCCAGAAAGAGUAUGAAGAGUUCUGGAUCCACCCAGCCGAUAAAUCAUUUACCUGGAUUUCUCUCUUAUACUCAAUCAUGGCACUAUCAGUUUCUAUAUUCCGUCGAAGUGCAGAGCCAUUGCCUUCCAACAUGACCGGCCCUAUCACUUCAUGGGGCUCAUUCCGGAAAAGGGCCGCACAGUGUCUCAUUCAAGCAAACUAUAUCACUCCAGGGCGAUACAAAGGAGAAGCACUAUUCUUUUACUCGUUGACCGAGUUUUACCGAAACCGAGAUGCGCAGGUCGGGGUAUCCUAUCUACUUGGAAUGACUAUUCGCGUGACUAUGCGUAUGGGUUACCAUCGUGAUCCGUGUCAUUACCCAAUGCUGUCGGCCCUAGAUGGGGAAAUGCGGCGACGUCUCUGGGCCUUGCUUGUUCAGCUCGACACGUUGGUCUCAUUUCAAGUCGGCGCUCCUCGGACAAUUCAGCAUUGGCAAUAUGAUACAAAGCCACCAUCCAACUUGUUGGACACAGAUUUCGACGAGAAUUCCAGUCAAUUGCCGCCCGAUAGGCCAGAGAAUGAACUGACGGAUUGUUCAUACACGAGAGCCAAAAGUCAUCUCAUCAAAGUCUUCGGGAAAAUAACAGACCUAGCAUUUUCUAGAGAGCCCUCAUCCUAUGAUGAGACCUUGGAGAUUGACCGUCGUUUGGAAGCUGCACAUGAUAUGAUACCUUCCAUUUUGCGCAUUCGACCAAUGACACAGUCUAUCGCAGACCCAGCAGAACUGAUCAUGCGACGUUUCACCUUAGAGCUUCUGUAUCUGAAAGCACGUCUUGUUCUCCAUCGUCGGUAUAUCGCGGAAACUAAUACCAAGUUUUCCUACUCGCGAUCAGUCUGCUUGGCCGCAGCUCGAAAAGCGCUUCAACACCAUACAGAGAUUUGCAACGAAUGCAUGCCUGGUGGCCAAUUACACGCUGAGCGAUAUUUCCUUAACUCCCUUCAAAAUACCGACUCUUUACUCUCGGCAAUGAUCGUUUGCCUCGAACUAUCCCAGGAUGCAGAUCGUGGCGAUGCUGCACGCCUUACACCCCAAGAACGUGCAGACUUCUUACAUCUUUUGGAGACCACAUAUCGCCUCUUCAUGGAGCCUACCCAUCGGACUAUAGAUUCACAGCGAGCAGCGAACGCUCUGGGUAUUAUGCUUAGACGGGUCAAAGGUGGCGACAUUCAAACUGGGCAGUCAUCAACAUCCAUGAAUAAUGGCAACCUACAGCACUUGAAUCUUCAAUCAGCCCUGGGACAGCAACUAUUCUUCGUGCAAACACCCGAUAUUGACGAGGUGCUCUCCGCAAUGCCCAAUCCGGACCGGACGCAGUCGUACAACUCCCUAGAGGUCAUCGAGGAUAUGCUUGCUGUACCCGCUCAGCUUGACUGGCACUUAUACGACAGCCGCAUCUCGGGUGUCGAGAGUACUUCCAAUAACAAUGCCUGGUAUUCCGACGGUCCAGCGGAUCCGAUGUACGAUUUCGCUGCGUAUCAAUCUGGAGUAUCGCCAAUGGAUGAUCAAAUCCACUAG
Messenger RNA from Penicillium paradoxum, 1998 nucleotides. RefSeq names its product putative C6 transcription factor. Lineage: Eukaryota; Fungi; Ascomycota; Eurotiomycetes; Eurotiales; Aspergillaceae. Bases 1 to 1998 code for a protein of 665 amino acids. The record is from RefSeq and is a predicted model, not a curated record. Gene Ontology annotation, molecular function: zinc ion binding; DNA binding. Gene Ontology annotation, cellular component: nucleus. The transcript has 5 exons. Gene Ontology annotation, biological process: DNA-templated transcription.